AUGUUAAUCUCAACCGUCCUUCAAAGAACAGUUUUGAAGUCAACUUCAUUGCCAAUGAUGUUCACACGAUCGUAUAGAACAAAAGAUAUGUUACGUCGACGAUGUGCCGAUUGUUAUGUUGUCUGGCGUUAUGGCCGAAUGUAUAUCGAAUGUCCAAAGUUUCCACGUCAUAAGACUGUUUCGAAAUUUGCUAAAGAAAAAGGUUGGGGCUGGUUAGAUUGGCGAUUAGCUCCCAAACUUGAACGGAUCAAAUGA
Molecule: messenger RNA, 255 nt
Organism: Adineta ricciae
Lineage: Eukaryota; Metazoa; Rotifera; Eurotatoria; Adinetida; Adinetidae
Source: the annotation of a GenBank genome assembly